AUGCAGGCGAUAAACCACAAAGAUAUAACCGCGGUAAUACUGGCCGGUGGCCAGGGUCGGCGUAUGGGUGGUGAAGACAAGGGUUUGAUCGAGUUUGAUGGCCGACCCAUCAUCGAAAUUCUCAUUGAAAAACUGAAACGGCAGAAAGUCGAAAUAAUCAUUAACGCCAAUCGCAAUCAUGAUAUCUACCAGUCCUAUGGCUUGCCCGUGGUGAGUGACGAGCUCGCUGACUUUCAGGGCCCGCUGGCGGGAUUCGCCACCGCUAUCAAUGCGGUGAAGACUGACUAUAUUCUAACUCUGCCCUGCGACGGGCCUUUCCUUGCAGAUAGUUUUGUCGAUUUGUUUAUCGAAGCGCAGGCUCGUGAACAAUCACCCAUUAGCGUGGCCUUUGACGGCGAACGGCUUCAGCCUGUUUACGCUUUAAUCGACGUUAACCGGCUCGAUAGCCUAAACCAGUUCCUGGAAAGUG
Molecule: messenger RNA, 469 nt
Organism: Priapulus caudatus
Lineage: Eukaryota; Metazoa; Priapulida; Priapulimorpha; Priapulimorphida; Priapulidae
Product: molybdenum cofactor guanylyltransferase-like
Exons: 1
Biological process (GO): bis(molybdopterin guanine dinucleotide)molybdenum biosynthetic process
Molecular function (GO): nucleotidyltransferase activity
Source: RefSeq, a predicted model, not a curated record